GCCGGCGGCCCCCGCGCGCUGCGCCCCGCCGGGCUGCCCCGCAGCCUGUCCCGCCUGCGUGAGUGUCCGGGCCGCUCCCGUAUCGUGCUGGCGCUCGGGGCCACGCAGAUGGCGCUCGGAUGCCUCAUCGUGGCCGUCAGCUUCGCCGCGCUGGCGCUCACCACCUCGGCCCGCGUCCGCCACUCCUGCCCCUUCUGGGCUGGCUUCUCGGUGCUGCUGUCUGGACUCAUUGGUGUGGUCUCCUGGAAGAGGCCUCUCUCGUUGGUGAUAACCUUUUUCAUGCUGCUUUCUGCAGUGUGUGUAAUGCUGAACUUGGCUGGUUCAAUUCUCUCCUGUCAGAAUGCUCAGCUGGUCAACUCCCUAGAAGGCUGUCAGUUGAUUAAGUUUGACAGUGUCGAGGUGUGCGUCUGCUGUGAAAUGCAGCAUCAGUCAUCCGGCUGCAGCAACCUUGGGGAGACGCUGAAGCUGAACCCGCUGCAGGAAGACUGCAACGCUGUGCGGCUCACGUUGAAGGACCUCCUCUUCAGCGUGUGCGCCCUCAAUGUCCUCUCCACCAUCGUGUGUGCAUUGGCCACAGCCAUGUGCUGCAUGCAGAUGGUCUCCUCUGACGUCCUGCAAAUGUUCCUCCCGCAGAGGCCCCAUUCUGCCAACCCUGCCUGCGUGACUCCCCACGGCACCGUUCUCCACCAGACGCUGGACUUCGACGAGUUCAUCCCCCCCAUCCCGCCCCCACCUUACUACCCUCCAGAAUACACCUACACGCCCACGGCCGAGGCCCAGAGGGGCCUGCACCUGGACUUUGCUCCCUCUCCCUUCAGCGCCUUGUACGAUGUCACCAUCAGCAGCCCUGGCCUGCUCUACCCUGCCGAGCUCCCUCCACCCUACGAGGCCGUGGUGGGUCAGAACACGGCCAGCCAGGUGACACGUAUAGAUCAGCAGGUGACUGAGUCCAGCUCUGGGGACCCAAAUGCCACAGCUGGCUUCAGCACACAAGCGCCAGCGGACCCCGCGAGCCUCCCUGCCGCCGAGCGCGCCGCCGCGCCAGAGCUGAGCUGUUGCUCCCCUGAUGGCCCUGGCGCCCCUCACUCGCCGCCGCGGUCCCCGCCUCCCCACUGCCACUCGGGCCGCGCGUCCCCAGAGGGCCCCGGAGCAGGCGCACGGGUGCGGGCGGGUCCCGGGCGCGUGGCCCGCUCUGCCAGCGACCCCACCUCGUGCGCAUCUGCCGCGGCAGGUAUGGUUCGCCCGGCCUGCCCUGGUGCUGCAGGUCUGGCCCAGUGUCUUCUGAGAGCCCAGGCCGGCCUUGGGAUCCCUGCCUGGUGUGGGGAGAUUGGGACUGUGGUCUUGAUAUCAGGCUCCAAAUCACCACAGAACGCUUGGACCCUGAGCCUGGAGAGGAGACUGUUACUAUUCCACACGUCCAAGGCCCUGGGGAACUCAGAUGUGGCUCGGUGUUCAGAUGAGGGACGCCCGGCCUGCACGGGGCACUGCUGUCGUUCGUGGCACUCAGCCUGCUGCAGGGAGGGUGGGGGUGGGACUGGAGAAGGACCUGGACCUGGGGAUGCUGGCGUGACUGAUGGUGGUGCCUGCUUACAUACCCUCGUGUGCAUUCGCGAUCUGGAAGCAGGGACGUGCCAGGCUGCUCGAGGGACGGUUCCCACGUCGCGCUCUGCCGAGGCUGCCUCUGCUCAUCAGCACCCUCUUUCCCCACUGGGAGAACAAAGCAGUGCCUGGAAAACCAGCCAGCAACAGUUCAAGCCAGAGGCCUCGCAGCCCGACUCCAAGCAGUGUCCUCGCUGUCUGGUGGACAGCCAGGCCUACACGGACACCAGGGUUCUGGUGGCCAAGUUCCUGGAGCACGCGCGUGGCACCCUGCCUGCUGAGGUGCGGCACGUGGUACGCGCCAUCCACUCCGUGGUCGCCCCUGAUGAGCGCCUCGCAGACGAAGCCAUCUUCAGCGCCAGCGUUCUGGACCAGGUGUGA
Messenger RNA from Trichechus manatus latirostris (Florida manatee), 1980 nucleotides. It is a transcript of the gene ENTREP2, whose product is annotated as endosomal transmembrane epsin interactor 2. The annotation marks the transcript as partial. The transcript has 13 exons. Gene Ontology annotation, cellular component: membrane. The record is from RefSeq and is a predicted model, not a curated record. Lineage: Eukaryota; Metazoa; Chordata; Mammalia; Sirenia; Trichechidae.